Hyphopichia burtonii NRRL Y-1933 is the source of this 440-nucleotide messenger RNA. RefSeq lists its product as uncharacterized. The record is from RefSeq and is a predicted model, not a curated record. The annotation marks the transcript as partial. NCBI's taxonomy places the organism in Eukaryota, Fungi, Ascomycota, Pichiomycetes, Serinales, Debaryomycetaceae. The transcript has a single exon.
AUAUGUGUUUAGCCAGGAUAUAGUGAAAAAUCGCGAGGCCAACUGGUCCAGCAGACUGACGAAGAAAAUCGAUAUGUAUAAUCCAGGAUCUAGACCAAUCCAUGAAGAACCCAUGAAGACAAAGAGUGGUAAGAACAAACGCAAGUAUCCAAGGUUAACUCACGCCGUUGUCAAAGAAGCCAAAGUGAAACCGUUGGCAGAAAUUACAAUGGAAUUGAAUAAGGUCAUGAAAGAUACCGUUACAAAACAAGUACUAAAAGAGUCUACACAUAAACCUAAAUUAGUUAACCAGAAAGGCAAAAGAGCAAGGACAACCCAGAAACAUGAACAGAUUGUGCCAGUAGACAAUUUGAACAUCAUUAACCCUGCUGCAACCGCAGAAAAAGAGAGGCAACGGGCUUGGGACCGUAAAAUGAGAAGAAUCGAAAAGUUUCUACUAG